Penicillium longicatenatum is the source of this 1239-nucleotide messenger RNA. RefSeq names its product acetamidase/formamidase family protein. Bases 1 to 1239 code for a protein of 412 amino acids. The record is from RefSeq and is a predicted model, not a curated record. The transcript has 5 exons. NCBI's taxonomy places the organism in Eukaryota, Fungi, Ascomycota, Eurotiomycetes, Eurotiales, Aspergillaceae. Gene Ontology annotation, molecular function: hydrolase activity, acting on carbon-nitrogen (but not peptide) bonds, in linear amides.
AUGGGUAUCACGGGGAUCCGCACUGCUUUGAAGGUCGAUCUAGAGAAGCAUGCCCGCGAACAGCCUGGGCUACACAACCGGUGGCACCCAGAUAUUCCGGCCUGUGCAAAGAUCGCCAAUAACGAGGUUGUCAAGAUCGAGUGUCUCGACUGGACGGGAGGACAGAUCAAGAACAACGACUCAGCUGAUGAUGUGAAGAAUGUUGAUCUCACCGAGAUCCACUAUCUUUCUGGUCCAUUCGAUAUCGAGACCGCGGAACCAGGCGAUGUCUUAGUGGUUGAGAUUCAAGAUGUCCAGCCCUUCCAAGAGCAGCCUUGGGGCUUUACUGGUAUCUUCGACAAACAGAAUGGUGGUGGCUUUUUGGAUGAGCUGUACCCGAAAGCUGCAAAGGCGAUUUGGGACUUUGAAGGUAUUUUCUGCUCUUCGCGGCACAUUCCUCACGUGCGCUUUGCAGGUUUAAUUCAUCCUGGAAUCUUGGGAUGUGCGCCUUCGGCGGAGGUCCUUGCUGAAUGGAACCGUCGCGAGGGCGAACUGAUUUCUGCAAACACCAUCGAGGAUCGUAUCGUUGCGCAGCCACCAACCCCCCAAAACACCCAUGCUGGUAGUUCUUCUGAAGAUAUUAAGGAGAAGGUUGCGAGGGAGGGAGCAAGAACAAUCCCGGGUCGGCCUGAGCACGGAGGUAACUGCGACAUCAAAAAUCUCUCCCGGGGCUCCAAGGUGUAUCUGCCCGUUCAUGUUCCAGGCGCAAAGUUCUCCGUUGGAGAUCUCCACUUCUCCCAGGGAGAUGGUGAGAUCUCAUUCUGUGGUGCAAUCGAGAUGGCGGGUGUGAUCACACUGAAGUUCUCUGUUAUCAAGAACGGCAUGGCGAAGCUGGAUAUGAAAUCACCGAUUUUCCACGCUGGACCCGUUGAGCCUCAAUUCGGCCCUGGGCGCUAUCUCACAUUUGAAGGAUUUUCCGUCGAUGAGAAUGGCAAGCAGCAUUAUCUGGAUGCCACGGUGGCCUAUCGACAGACCUGUCUGCGUGUCAUGGAAUACCUCCGACGAUUCGGGUACAGCGAUUACCAGAUUUACUUGCUGCUUAGCUGUGCCCCUGUUCAAGGACAUAUUGCUGGUAUCGUUGAUAUACCGAAUGCCUGUACCACUCUCAGUGUCCCGAUGGAUAUAUUUGACUUUGAUAUCAGGCCCGAGGCUGAGGUGUCGAAGAAGGAUAUGGGAAUUUGUGCAUUUGCUAGUGAGUAA